Molecule: messenger RNA, 1302 nt
Organism: Peniophora sp. CBMAI 1063
Lineage: Eukaryota; Fungi; Basidiomycota; Agaricomycetes; Russulales; Peniophoraceae
Source: the annotation of a GenBank genome assembly
AUGCGGGCGACGGUCACUGCUUCUCAGAUUUCCCUGUCAUCCCGCUGCAGCCGUAUCGCGCACUGUCAACUCGAGGCUGGCUCCACGCAGCCUUUGACACUCGAGGCCGAUUUCCGCCAGCGUGUUUGCGUCGUUAUAAUCGGCGUGUUCCCCGGGGUGUGCAGUUUCGCUCAAGCGAUCCUCAACUCCCUCAACACACGCGACGCGAUAGUUUACCGAUGCGAGUCCUCUGCCGACGUGAUGUCCACGUAUUUUGCCAAGAAAGACGAAGUCCGGGUAGGGGGGAAUGAACAGUACGCCUUGUAUCAGUCGUCGAUCGGCCCGGCGGUGCAGAAGCUCCUCGCCCGAGUCUGGCCACCAAGUGACCGGGUGGAAGCUGCCAGAUUGCUCUUUGAUCCAAUUUCAGGAGGAAGUGUUGAUUACUCCUUUGACUUUGCACUCGCACAGGAGGUUGCAUCCCGGCUGGAGAAACCCUCGCGUCAUAAAGUCUCUGUCACGGAGUUGCCGGAUCGGCCUUCGCACACGGGCGAGCUUGAUGAGGCCACAGAAACUCUCCCCCUGAGCAUCACCUCUCAGUCCCCGCCUGCCUUCCGUACCCCUUCUAGGACUGGCUGGCGGUAUUCCAUGUCUUGGGAGACUCAGAGAGUCAUCCAGUCCCCAAUUCUCUUUUCGCGGAAGCCUCGUACGCCGGACAAUUCCGCGCCAAGUUCACCUUCAAGCACAUCCAGCACCCCGCCCACCAUCAUACCCGAAACAUAUCGCAAGGGCUAUCUGACGACCCCGAACAUUCGUUUCAAGGCUGGUGACUCCGACAAAGACAGUGAUAGCCGUGCAGGGAUACAAGUCCUCAGUCUGAUCAAGGAUAUGGGCAUCAGCAUGGCAGAUCAGGUCAAUCUUGACCGCUUCGUCAUUGAAAUGAAGGGUAAACAUUGGCGGCCGCUUCUGCCUGUGACCUUUGCACCGACAGGCAAGUGGCAUCCUCCGAAUAGACUGACACCUGCACCUGAUGAAGAAGAGGACUGGUAUCCGUCCAGUGCGGACGUCAACCGGGCCAUUGAUCGCGCAAGAUUGACUGUCUUCGAUGUCGAGUGGACGAUUGUCAUCAUCGGCAAUGUACCCGGCAUCUUCCCGAGCCUCGACAGUGCUAAGGCAACAAAUCGCCAUAUUCCACCAGCCUGGUUCAGAUCUGAACCCGCGGACUCGGUCUCACAGGCUGUCGACCGCUGGCGCCUCCGCCUAAAGCAUGGGCUUAUUGAGGUUGUCAAGUUCAAACACGUCAUCCCGUCUACAUGCAGUCAAUAA